AUAAUUAUAGAGGCAGAUAGAAGCGGAGCGGGUACUUACAGGAGUAGAUUAGAGUUCAACGUUUUAGUAUUUUACUACUCACGAGUAAAAGCGGGAUGAAUUUUAUGGGAGUUGUUGUACGACGGGAUAGAAUAGGAUAGAGCAAAAAUCCGCUCCUACCCGCCGGGUUGCCACCGGUAGAGAUAAGUUAUCCUUUAUUCAGUUUAAGAGAGGGUCGCUUUUUUUUUUCCCUCUAUUUUUAUUUAUUUCUCUUCCAUUCUAUAUCUUCGUAUCUCUCUUUCUUUUCAUUCAUUCCUUCAUUUUUUUUCACGCAUGGCUUCUUCUGCAAACAACAACACUAGUGCCAUCAAAAUCCAUGAAAAAUGUCUCGUUCCUCCUCCUAAUUCUUCUCCCCAAUUAUCUCUCCCACUCACUUUCUUCGACCUCAUGUGGCUAAGGUUCCACCCUGUUGAACGCAUCUUCUUCUAUUCCCUUCCCACUCCACAUUCAACCCUCGAUUCCCUCCUUCACCAAGUGCUUCCAACUCUCAAAAACUCUCUCUCUCUUACCCUCCAACACUUCCUUCCUCUUGCAGGUACCAUAGUUUGGCCUUCUGAUUCCAACAAACCGUUAAUCCAAUAUAACGUUGGCGAUGGUGUUUCACUCACUGUAGCAGAGUCUACUGAAGACUUGAACCAUUUCUUGGUGAAUUCCCCCGUUGAGGCUUUGGAUUCUCGCUCUUUGGUGCCCCACUUGGAAUCAUCGGAUUCUCAUGCGUCUAUUGGGAUCAGUUCUCACCAUGCUGUCCUCGAUGGAAAAUCUUCAAUCAUGUUCGUUAAGGCUUGGGCUUAUCUAUGUCGUGAAGGUCAAUUAUCCAAUGAAGAAUCACCACGUUUGGCUCCUGAAUUGGUUCCCAUCUUUGACAAGGAAGCCAUUAAAGACCCAAAUGGGCGUGGCAUCAUGUUCAUAAACAAUUGGAAACAAAUAUCGUCCCAGUUGGACCCGAACAACAACGAUAGCAGCAAAGGAAGAACCCUUAAGAUCAUGUCAGCUGCGUUUCCUCCAUUGGUGGAUGACAGGGUUAGAUCCACGUUUGAGUUAACACGUGGAGAUUUGGAGAAGAUAAGGAACAGGGUGUUGUCUAAUUGGGACACCACGGUGGAUGAUUCUUCUACAAAGCAACAACCAAAGUUGUCGACUUUUCUUCUCACGUGUGCCUAUGUUUCUGUUUGCAUCGUAAAAGCAACUGAUGAAGAAUCCAAAGAAAGGGGUAACAAUAAUGAAAAUAAAUUCAUGUUUGGAUUCACUGUGGAUUGCAGGGCUAAAUUGGACCCUCCGGUUCACGAGAACUACUUUGGGAACUGUGUUGCCGGACAUAUCGUUGAUGCAAUAAAAGCAGAGGACUUCAGAGAAGAAAACGCGUUGGUAAUUGUUGCGAAAAAUAUUUACAAUAAGAUAAGAUCGGUUGGUACUAUGGAAGGAGCGCUUGAUGGAAUAGAGACGAUGUUCUUUAGAGCGGCGAUGAUGGUGAUAGAAGGGAAGAAAGCACUAGGAGUAGCGGGAUCAGCGAGGUUUGGUGUUUAUGGAAUCGAUUUUGGAUGGGGGAAGCCUGAAAAGGUAGAGAUAACUUCGGUGGACAGAGGAAUCACCAUUGGCAUGGCAGAGAGUAAAGAUGGGAGUGGGGGGAUUCAAGUGGGGCUCGUUCUUAAUAAGCAUGUGAUGCAUCUGUUUAAUGAAUUGUUUCAUGCUGGCUUAUAUUGAAUCAAAUUAAUAAGCUUUAUUUUGUCCUUUGUAAUCCACGUGAUUCUACAGUUCAUUACUUGAAUAAAGAAAGUGAUCCAUGCUACGAUAGUGCUGUUGUUUC
Molecule: messenger RNA, 1843 nt
Organism: Arachis ipaensis
Lineage: Eukaryota; Viridiplantae; Streptophyta; Magnoliopsida; Fabales; Fabaceae
Source: RefSeq, a predicted model, not a curated record